AUGGAAAAACUUGAGAGAGAAAUCAGAGAGUCUAAAUUUGCAGAGCUGAUGAAUAAACAUUUUGCAGCAAGUUCUAUUCCUAAAGGGAUUCAUUGUCUGUCUUUACGUCUGACUGAUGAGUAUUCAUCAAAUGCUCAUGCACGCAAACAAUUGCCUCCUCCAGAGUUGCUUCCUUUACUGUCCGACAAUUCAUACCACCAUUUUAUUCUGUCAACUGAUAACAUCUUGGCUGCUUCAGUAGUCGUUACUUCAACUGUCCAGUCAUCUGUGAAACCUGAGAAGAUAGUCUUCCAUGUGAUCACUGAUAAAAAAACUUAUGCGGGUAUGCACUCAUGGUUUGCCCUGAAUCCAGUCACCCCUGCUGUAGUCGAAAUCAAAGGAAUUCACCAAUUUGAUUGGUUGACUAGAGAGAAUGUCCCAGUACUUGAAGCUGUAGAAAAUCAAAAUGGGAUCAGGAAUUACUACCAUGGGAAUCAUGUUGCGGGAGCCAAUCUGAGUGAUACUAGUCCACGUAAAUUUGCAUCUAAAUUACAGGCCAGAAGUCCAAAGUACAUAUCUUUACUCAACCAUCUGCGCAUAUACUUACCAGAGCUAUUCCCAAACCUUGACAAGGUGGUUUUUUUGGAUGAUGAUGUGGUAAUUCAGCGUGACUUGUCUCCUCUUUGGGAAAUUGACCUGGAAGGAAAAGUUAAUGGAGCUGUGGAAACUUGCAGAGGUGAAGACGACUGGGUAAUGUCUAAGCAUUUUAGGAACUACUUCAAUUUUUCUCAUCCCCUCAUUGCAAGGAAUUUGGAUCCUGAUGAGUGUGCAUGGGCUUAUGGAAUGAAUAUCUUUGAUCUGGUUGCUUGGAGAAGAACUAAUAUAAAAGACACGUAUCAUUCUUGGUUGAAAGAGAAUCUGAAGUCUAACCUGACAAUGUGGAAGCUUGGAACCCUGCCUCCUGCUUUGAUUGCAUUUAAAGGUCUUGUUCACCCAAUUGAUCCCUCUUGGCACAUGCUUGGAUUGGGUUAUCAGAAUAAUACCAGUAUUGAGAGUGUGAAAAAGGCUGCUGUUAUUCACUACAAUGGCCAGUCAAAACCUUGGUUGCAAAUUGGCUUUGAACAUCUUCGGCCAUUUUGGACCAAGUAUGUCAAUUAUUCUAAUGAUUUUUUGAGGAACUGUCAUAUCCUGGAAUCAUAG
This is a messenger RNA of Sphenostylis stenocarpa, 1179 nucleotides long. The record is from the annotation of a GenBank genome assembly. NCBI's taxonomy places the organism in Eukaryota, Viridiplantae, Streptophyta, Magnoliopsida, Fabales, Fabaceae.